CUCCCCGGCCGCGGCGCCCACGUGCUCGUCAGCGACGCGUCAGCGGCGCCAUGGACCGCGACGACGCCUACCUGGCCAGACAGGCUGUUCCCGAUGACACGUAGCCGUGUCCAAGCCCCCCACCAUGGCGUCCGCGCCGUGCCUCUCGCCGGCGACGUCCGCCCUCGUCCUGGGCCUGUCGGACAGCGAGGACGACGAGGAGGAGGCGACGCCGCGAGACGCCGGCGGCGGCAGCGCUCUCCAGGACCUGUCUACGACGCCGUCCUCCGACUCCGGUAGCGGCAGCCUGGAGGCGCGCCGAACGCCGCCACGCGUCCUCAAGCGCUCCCUGCGCAGCGAGCUGCUCGAGCGAUGGCCCGGGUGGACGUCGCCGGCCAGGAAGCGGCUGCGCGCCGCGUCCCCGGACACCCCGGACCUCCAGGACCCCGUCACCGCCGCGGCGCUGUCAUCCGCGCUCGCCUGGUCCAUGACAACCGCCACGCCCAGCACGCCGCCGACGGGGCCGUGCGACCGCUUCUGGAAGCUGGUGGAGAAGAUCGCCAGCCAGCCCAGCCUCCUGGACCGCGGCGAGGACUGCGAACGGCUGUGCAUCGAGGAGGCCGCCGAGGACUGCGCCGAGGAGGCGGCCGCGUCCCCGGCGCGCCACAGUCCUCGGCCAAGUCCCCGAACAAGUCCACGUCCGAGUCCACCGCCAAGUCCUCGACCAAGCGCCCCACCAAGUCCAGGGCCGAGUCCGCCACGCAGCCCGCACCGCAGCCUCAACUGCAGUAGCAGAUCAAGCCCGGCAGCGAGGAGAAAGCCGGACAGGAGGGACACCUCGGCGCGCACGCUGACGGCGCCGCUGAGCACCUGGGUUGGCGACGACCCCACCCUGCUGCAGACGGUGGUCCUUGCCGUCCCGGACGACCACGACGACGACUUGGAGAGCGGCCCGUCGCGCGCGUCCCUCUCCCCGGGGCACGACGGCGCCGAGCCUGCCACGCCGCCGACAGCCGUGGACGCCAUCCACCUUGCCGACGGCCACCUCGACGGCCAGGAGGCGCGGCGGCCGGCCCGCGAACUGCUGGAGCGGCUGCAGCUGCUGGCGGGGCAGCCCUCCGGCGGGGAGCAGGACAAGCCGGACGUGGAGGAGGACAGCUCGGUGCUGCAGCUGCUGGUGCUGACCCCCACCGAGGAGAGGAAGUUCGGCGAGGCGCCCCGCCGUCCCGGGGCGUGCCUCCCCACGGCCGCCGCCACCACCUCCAAGUACAAGACCGCCCUCGGCGUGCUGCUGCGGCUGCGGAUCCCCUACUUCAUCAUCGCGCUGGGCAUCGUGCAGGUGACGCUGUACGCGGCGCCGUCGCCGUACGCCGCGCAGGAGAUGAAGAACAGGUUCGUGUGGGACAAGGCGCGGCUGUUCAAGGAGCCCUGGCGCGCCAUGUCCUACGCCAUGCUGCACUCGGGCCAGAUGCACGUGGGCCUCAACGUGGGCGUGCAGAGCUUCGUGGGGGCGCCGCUGGAGCGGGAGCAGAGCGCGCUGCGGGUGGCCGCCGUGUUCUUCGGCGGCGCCGUCUACGGCGCCCUGGUGACGGGCGUCAUCUCCCCGACGCUGCACAUGGUGGGGGCGUCGGCCGGCAUCUACGCCAUCCUCAUGUCGCACCUGGCGCAGAUCCUACUCAACUCGGACGCGGUGCGCUACCCCAAGACGCGGGCCGGCGCCGUGCUGCUGCUGACGGGCGCGGACAUGGCCUACACGGCGCACCACGCCAUCCAGCGAGGCAACGCGGCGCCGCGCAUCGGGGUGACCGCCCACUGUGCCGGCGCCCUGAGCGGCGUGUUCCUGGGCCUGGCCUUCUACCGCACCUCGCCGUCCAGCCUGGCGGGCCUGGCGCGCACGCACCCCUCGUACUUGUCGUACUUCUGCUACUGCUGCCACCGCCGCUGCGUGCUGUCGUCGCUGCAGGUGUGCUCGGGCAUCGUCAUGGCGGCCGGCGUCCUGUUCUGCCUCGUCUGGAUCUACUUCGACAAGCCCGGCGAAGGCCUCGGGCUGUCGCUCUGAGACCUCCGCCCACCUUUCGAACACGUUUGCGGCCAAAGAGCGUCAGCUUGUGAGUCGCCGACACGUCUUCCUGCGCCGCGAGCUUGUCGGCCUGUAGCGCCUGGCAGUCCCCCAACGCACACGCACCGGUGUGGAGACGGUGGCCUACCCUGCCCCUGCAUCAGAGUUCUGUUGACUCUUUUGAGUGGUCACUUUGUGCCCUACCCACCUACAGAGACCUCUUUCGAAUUUUCUGUCUGAAAUCAUGUCCAAUCUUCCACUCCUAAUGUGUUCUUGUUCUUUUAUCAAAGACUGAAUUCUCAAACAAAAUUGGAAUUGACCUCAAUUGGAUUUGAUCCACCCAUCAAAGUCGGUACCUGUUAAUUUAUACAUUGACUUGUUAUAAAACGCCAUGUGAUUUUAAAAAGCAUGACCAAUUAUUUUGUUUUCGCAUGUGUCAUACGACUUAUCAUUC
Molecule: messenger RNA, 2492 nt
Organism: Thrips palmi
Lineage: Eukaryota; Metazoa; Arthropoda; Insecta; Thysanoptera; Thripidae
Exons: 6
Coding region: 125-2038 (637 amino acids)
Cellular component (GO): membrane
Molecular function (GO): serine-type endopeptidase activity
Source: RefSeq, a predicted model, not a curated record